CGCACUAGAGUUACACAGUGAUAGCCACGGCUCCAGAGCAUUCGAUGGCGGUUCGCUUGUUUUUCUGUCACGACGUAACUACGCUUCCCGAGGAAACGACGUAUUUCUCAAUUUUCUAGCGAGGCGACAAUUCCUCAAGAGCGUCGGCGGCACUUCGCGCGAGCUCGGCACCAGUACCUGACGGCGUCCGGCGUCGUUUCCGCAAGCGCGGCCCGGUGAUUGCAGUGGCCCCGUUCCUACCGCUACCGCCGCUACCAUGAACGGCCGACGAGAGCUCGUGCUGGGUAUCGACCUCGGCACGACGACGGUGAAAGCGUGCCUUGUCACCGGCAGCAAAGAGCCUCUCGUCUCGCUGGCUCGGCAGACCCAGGCCACGCAGCCCAGCGACGUCGGCUCGUCGGGCAGCGAGCAGGCCGCGCACAAGAUCUGCACCGCCGUCCAGUUCUGCGUGUCGCAGCUGCCCAAGGAGCAGCUGGCUCGCGUGACUCGGGUCGCGGUGUCGGGCCAGAUGCACGGCGUGGUCCUCUGGAAGCAGGACGGCGGCUGGCGACGGAAUCCCUUUGGCCGCUUCGACGUUGACGCCGUCAGCGCCCUGUACACCUGGCAGGACGGUCGCUGCUCGGAGCAGUUCCUCGCCGAGUUGCCGAAGCCGGACUCGCACCUGCGACUGAGCUCGGGUCACGGCUGCGCGACGCUGGUCUGGCUGGUGCGGCACCGACCGGAGCUGAUGCAGCGCUUCGACCGGGCCGGCACCAUCCAGGACAUGCUGGUGGCCAUGCUCUGUCAGCUGGAGAGGCCGGUCACCUCGACCCAGCUGGCCGCCUCGUGGGGUUACUUCGACACCGUCUCUGGCACGUGGAACUCCGAUCAGCUGUCGGCGGCAGGUCUUCCCCCGGAGCUGCUGCCGGACGUGGCCCCACCGUGCCGUCGCGCGGGCACCCUGAACGGGGCCUGGUACGGCGUCCCGUCCGGCACCCCCGUCCACGUGGCGCUGGGGGACAUGCAGUGCUCCGUGCUGUCGGCCGCCGUAGCCGCCGAGACCGACGCCGGUGAGCCGCAAUUCUGCGAGCAUCUUUUUAGAAGCGACCGGGACAAUCGCCUGUCAGAACGGCGGCGUGAACGCUGCCAUGUUGCGGGUUGCGAAUCCUGGAAACCGUAA
Messenger RNA from Ixodes scapularis (black-legged tick), 1159 nucleotides. RefSeq names its product sedoheptulokinase-like. Gene Ontology annotation, biological process: cellular response to lipopolysaccharide; carbohydrate metabolic process. Bases 257 to 1159 code for a protein of 300 amino acids. Gene Ontology annotation, molecular function: sedoheptulokinase activity. Lineage: Eukaryota; Metazoa; Arthropoda; Arachnida; Ixodida; Ixodidae. The transcript has 2 exons. Gene Ontology annotation, cellular component: cytosol. The record is from RefSeq and is a predicted model, not a curated record.